This is a messenger RNA of Ctenocephalides felis (cat flea), 1757 nucleotides long. RefSeq names its product acyl-CoA:lysophosphatidylglycerol acyltransferase 1-like. Bases 354 to 1472 code for a protein of 372 amino acids. Gene Ontology annotation, cellular component: endomembrane system. The record is from RefSeq and is a predicted model, not a curated record. The transcript is spliced from 7 exons. NCBI's taxonomy places the organism in Eukaryota, Metazoa, Arthropoda, Insecta, Siphonaptera, Pulicidae. Gene Ontology annotation, molecular function: acyltransferase activity.
AAAUGAUAAUAAAACAAAACUAUUAUACAAUUAAUUAAUUUAUUAUAAUUCAUUCAUUAAUUCCAGUUCAUUCAUUAAAGUGUCAAGUGUUAUGAUGCAAUAGUCAACGAAAGUGAUAGUCCAUUCUAUAUCGAUUCAUAAAUGAAAUUAUCAUAAAUAUGCGUAUUAAAAGUUAACUCCGAAUUUCGAAAAAUGAGGUGAUUCUUGUGAAUUAUGACAAGUUGGAUUUUAAUGUCGGAUGCACAGAGAUUUCUUUGCAAAAAUGCAAGAUGCAGGAUUAUAAUGGAACUAUUAAUUAGGAUGAAACCUGUGAUUGAGGAUAUUUUUUAAGUGAGAGUAUUUUUUUUUUAGUAAUGAUUGCCGAGAACAUGGUUUUAUAUCAGGACCUUUACUUAAUUCCACGAGCAUUGAUCCGAGUCAUUUUCAUUAUAGUAAAUAAUAUAUAUUGCAUACCCACAUAUGCAAUAUGGAUGUUUACAUUAUGGCCAAUAAAAAUAUUAUAUCCAGACAUUUAUUGGAGGAUAGAAGGAUUAUUUUUUCAUUGGCUGCUCUCGAUGGUAGCUAUGUGGUCUUACACGGCUGGUUAUGAAAUUGUAGAAGAUGGGGAUGAUAUAACACCAUGUUUAAACGAAAGAACAUUAGUUAUAGCGAAUCACCAAAGUACUGCGGAUGUACCAUUAUUAAUGGCAACUUUCAAUGCUAAACCAAAUAUAUUACCUAAUUUAAUGUGGAUUAUGGAUAGGUUAUUUAAAUACACUAAUUUCGGUAUUGUUAGUGUAUUGCACGAGGAUUUCUUUAUUGUUUCUGGCAAGAACAACCGUGAUGAAUCUAUUAUUGCUCUUCGAAAACAUCUUCAUGAAAGUUACAUUCCAAGGAAAAGAUUGUGGAUGGUUUUGUUUCCGGAAGGUGGCUUUUUGAGAAAACGAAAAGAAACGAGUCAAAAAUUUGCUUUAAAAAACAAUCUGCCGGUGUUAAAUAAUGUUUCAUUACCAAGAGUGGGAGCUCUGAAAGCAAUUAUGGAUGAAAUUGGACCAAAGAAACAGUCGAAUAAUAAUAAAUCGAAUAAUAUAGAGCCAGAAAAAAAAUCUGUACCGGAAUUACGAUGGAUACUAGAUAUAACCAUUGCCUACCCUGGAGGUGAUCCCUUAGAUUUAACUACUAUAUUGCAUGGGCUCCGAAAGCCAUGUAAAACAGUAUUAUAUUACAGACUUUAUCCUAGUCAUGAGGUUCCUGAUAACCCCGAGCAACAAACCCAGUGGCUUUACGACAGAUUUUGUGAAAAGGAAAAGUUACUUGAAAACUUUUACAAAACAGGUUCUUUUACUGCCGGCAGCACAAAACAUCGGAAAGAGGUUGUGACACAAGAUAUGCUAAGAUUCAUCAUCAUUCACAUAUUUUUCAUCACAUCCACAUAUUUUCAUAUGAGGAUGUUAUACGCUUUAUGUGAGUAUUGCAGUUAUUAUAUAUAUUGAAUAAUUAGAAUCUUGUAGCUUGAAAUAAUUUAUUUAUUGGUAAACGAUUUCUUUUUGGAAAAUAUUUUGUUUGAGAGUAUUUUUAAUAAUAUAAAUAAUAUAAGAAUUAGAUUAUGGAAAUUGUAUAUAGAUUAAAACCCACAAAACGCAUAUUUAAUUCAAUUAAAUGUUUUUGUAUGUGAUAUAUAUUAUGCUGAUCGGAAUUGUUAAUAUAGACAUGUAAGGAUGCACAACUUAUUUGUUAAUAAUUAUUUUAUUUAGUGAUAAUUUUAAGUGUCAAGUCGA